Molecule: messenger RNA, 1026 nt
Organism: Salvia splendens (bonfire salvia)
Lineage: Eukaryota; Viridiplantae; Streptophyta; Magnoliopsida; Lamiales; Lamiaceae
Product: calmodulin-like protein 3
Exons: 1
Coding region: 95-691 (198 amino acids)
Molecular function (GO): calcium ion binding
Source: RefSeq, a predicted model, not a curated record
CUUUCAAUCUUUUCCACUCCAACCCCCCAUUAUCUCUCUCUCUCUCUCUAAAUUUGUGUUUGUUGCUAAAGAAAACAACAACAAACAAACACAAAUGAUUGCAGUGGUGCUCUACUCUCUGCUCUUCAUCUUCGGCCUCCUCUACACCCUCCUCUCUCCAUGGCUCAAUUCACUCAAAGAUCCCACCAAGCCCCCCGCUGCUCCUCCUGCGCCGCCGAUCGGAGGGCUGAGGGGCGUGUUCGCGACGUUCGACAAGAACAAGGACGGAUUCAUCACGAAGCAGGAGCUGAGGGAGUCUCUCCACAAUAUGGGGAUUUUGGCGGGAGAGAAGGAUGUGGAGGAUAUGGUGGACAAGGUGGAUUUCAACGGCGACGGCCUCAUUGAUUUCGACGAGUUCUGCAAGCUCUACGAGACCAUGGAGGGAGGCGGAGAAUCAGCAGCGGCGGCGGCAGAUGGGGAUGGGGAUUUGAGAGAUGCGUUUGAUGUGUUUGAUGGGAACAAAGAUGGGCGGAUCACGGUGGAGGAAUUGGGGAUGGUUUUGUCUUCCUUGGGAUUCAGUGAGGGGAGCAAGAUUGAGGACUGCAAGGAGAUGAUCAGAAAGGUGGAUGUUGAUGGAGAUGGGAUGGUUGAUUUUGAGGAGUUUAAGAAGAUGAUGACACACGGCCUUGGAAGCCUUAUUGCAGUUUCUUGAAGGAGUUUUUACAGAUUUCAAUUCAUGUUUUACUCCUUUUACACUGCUACUACUGAUUUUCCAUCAAUAUACUAGUAUCUAACUCUUCAUCAUCAUCUUCUGUCAAAGUUAAUUAGUGACACUCUUGAAUCUUGAUUAGUGUGUUUUGGAUUAUUAAUUGGAUGUACAGAUGGCUUAACAUGUGGGGUUUGAGAGAUCAUCCUCUGGCUCUGUUAGAUCUGCAGUUUGUGUCUGAUAUAUAUUACUGUAGUGUAGUAAGUGUAGUACAGUUGGACACACACAAGAUUUGAUAGUAUAUUAUUAAUGAAAGAGGAUACAUAUGUUUUCUUUGCUAA